AUGGGUAAGGAAACAUUCAUGGAACGCGGCGUAUUACUACCAACAGGUGGUUACACAGUGAUUGGUAAUGUUCGCGAGGGCACAAAUUACAUCGAAGUACCGCUCGCGAACAUAAAAUGUAAGCUGGAGCGUCUCGUAACAUUGGAUCGCCAGUUGGGUGAAUCAAGCGGGCGCACCGGAUCGUUGCUUCUUACCGAAGGCUCACAUUCACAGUUGGACCGGUCACACGAAGGGUAUAUCGGCGAUUCGAUUCUUCCCGGUGUUCGCUCAUCUGCUACUCUGCGUUCGCACCUGCUCCCUUUCUGGAAGGCGACCGAGUUCCGCUCUUUUUUUCACUAUAUCAGCAUUAUUAUUUAUAAGGAUUUCAUGUACGAAGAUGCGUUCAAACAUAAUUUACUUUAUUUUUCCAGCAUAACUAUAUUUUCUACAACAGCACACAGAUCCAACUGGGCGCUUGCGGGAAGGAUUCUUAAAUUGUUUGUGAAAACGUUUAAAUUUCAUUACGGUCGAUCCAAUUUAGUAAGUAAUGUACACAAUCUUCUAUAUGUGUACAGGGAUGUUAUGAUACAUGGCCCGCUGGAUAUUUUUUCUGCAUUUUGUUUUGAGAACCAUUUGCAAUUUCUUAACCCUCAUCGGGUUAAGCGCUGUGUGACUUCUGGAAACAGAUGUUUGGAGCAAGUGGCAAGCAGAUCGCGUGACUUUGCUUCGAUACAUAAAGCUACAUCCAUUCGCUGUUCCGAUACGUAUCCCAAAUUAACAAAAACAGCGAUAGGGAUUCAGUUAACCAAGAUUUUUUUGUUAAUGCCAAACAUGAAGGAUCAAUGGUUCAUGACCCGCUCCUUCGGCAUAGUCAAAUUUUUAAAAGUCCAUAAAAAUCCGGAUGGUUCGUUUAUGUUGAUAGGUAAACUGUUUAAUAAUAAGGAGGAAUUAUUUGAAAUAGAUACAGCGGAUGAUACUGGGCCGAUUCGGUUUUCCUCAAGUAUCUUGCACAUGUAUAAAGUAAAUGUAAAUACCCCAGUAAGAAUGGUCAAAAUUGCUUGUACCGCUGUCUUAUGUAAAUUAGUGUGCGUACCUUUACCCCAUCGCUCACUGUCGCGUUAUAAAUUUGAUCCCAACCAAAAACAAACGAGCAGCCCCGCUGUGGCUAUCAACGUGUCAGCAGGGGCCGAAAACGCCGGCUAUCUCUGA
This is a messenger RNA of Anopheles aquasalis, 1188 nucleotides long. RefSeq lists its product as uncharacterized. Lineage: Eukaryota; Metazoa; Arthropoda; Insecta; Diptera; Culicidae. The record is from RefSeq and is a predicted model, not a curated record.